CGGAAGUGAGCUUCUACCGGAAAUACGUGCGUGUAGUCCGUUUCAUCAUCAGCGCGACUGUACUCCAUUUCCCACAAUGCAUUGCGCGCGGUCACCAUGCGUGAUGUCGCUGUGCUCGGGGUCUCUGAAUGACAGAAAGGACGUGAAUAAACGCGUGUGUGUGUUUUAGGGAGAUCACAUCACUCCUGUAUGUAGCUGUGCACAUGUCUCGUGGUGCUUUGUGUGUUUAGACACAGGACGGGCUCAACUUUGAUCAGUUUAGCAGCUGCUGAACCGAUGAGAUAUUGAAGUCAGGUCUCUGUCAGACUGUGGUCUUGUUUCUCUGCUGGCAGACCGGUGGGAGCAGAAGCUAGUUUGGGAUGCAGCGGUUAGUGUGUGCGAGAGUCUUCCGGCAGACUGCUGUCCUGCUGCAGACCAGUCCUCCGUCCCGCAGCCGUCCCGCACAGAUGCUGGCUCCCGCGGCCCACAGCUGCUGGAAACGCCUGAGCUCCAGCCCGCGAUGGUUUUGCUCCCAGAGAAACACCGGCAGAGAUCAUCCGGGAAACCCUGCUCCGGCGCAGGAGGAUCCGGACCCUCUGCAGGACAAAUCCAUUGGCCUCAUUCAGAGAUUCAAGAAAACCUUUAAGCAGUACGGCAAGGUCGUGAUCCCUGUGCACCUGCUGACCUCUACAGUGUGGUUCGGCACUUUUUACUACGCUGCAAUGAAAGGAGUGAUUUUGGUACCCUUUCUGGAGUAUGUUGGGUUUCCUGACAAGGUGGUGAAACUCCUGGAGAAUUCCCAGAGCGGCUACGCACUGACCGCUUAUGCCAUGUAUAAGAUCGCCACACCUGCGCGCUACACGGUGACUCUCGGAGGAACGUCGCUGUCCGUGAAGUACCUGAGGAAGCACGGAAUACAUGUGUCCACCCCUCCACCCGUGAAGGAAUACCUGCAGGAGAAGAUGGAGGAGACCAAAGAGCAUGGAAUCUCUGGGAAAAUGGAGGAGACCAAGGAUCGUAUAUCCGGGAGGAUGGAGGAAACCAAAGACAAGUUCACAGAAAAACUUCAAGAAACCAAAGACAAAGUGUCUUUCCGAAAGAAAAAGGAAUAGGUUUAUAGACUUACUCCCCUCAUAAUUUCAUGAAGAU
Cyprinus carpio (common carp) is the source of this 1128-nucleotide messenger RNA. RefSeq lists its product as uncharacterized. The record is from RefSeq and is a predicted model, not a curated record. Gene Ontology annotation, cellular component: mitochondrion. The transcript has 5 exons. Bases 360 to 1091 code for a protein of 243 amino acids. Lineage: Eukaryota; Metazoa; Chordata; Actinopteri; Cypriniformes; Cyprinidae.